Messenger RNA from Malus domestica (apple), 1794 nucleotides. RefSeq names its product cytochrome P450 71B26-like. Lineage: Eukaryota; Viridiplantae; Streptophyta; Magnoliopsida; Rosales; Rosaceae. The record is from RefSeq and is a predicted model, not a curated record. Gene Ontology annotation, molecular function: iron ion binding; heme binding; oxidoreductase activity, acting on paired donors, with incorporation or reduction of molecular oxygen.
AGAGCUUAUAUAUGGUGGACAAAAGCUCCAGAAAAAUAAUAACAUAUCAUUGAUAGAACCUCCAAUGGCUAUCAUCACCUCCUUGUUCAUAUGCCUUCCAUUUCUCCUUCUUCUCCCUCUAUUUCUUCUACUCCAAAAGCGGAAAAAUGUCUAUAAGAACCCACAGCAAAAGACCUUUCCACCAAGCCCCCCCAAGCUCCCCCUCAUAGGCAACUUGCACCAACUCGGCACCCCACGUCACAAAUCUCUCCACCAACUCUCCAUAAAGUACGGACCAGUCAUGCUCCUCCACCUCGGCCGUGUCCCCACCCUAGUCAUCUCUUCCGCCGAAGCGGCCAAAGACGCAUUAAAAACCAACGACCUCCACUGCUGCAGCAGACCCUCCUCGGCCGGAACCCGCAGGCUCACGUACAACUAUCUUGACAUGGCCUUUUCUCCCUAUGGCGAUUACUGGAGAGAGAUAAGAAAAAUAUGCGUGCUCGAGCUUUUCAGCGUGAAGAGGGUCCAGUCAUAUAAAUCAAUCAGGGAAGAAGAAGUAGAUGAAAUGGUCAAUUCAAUCUCUGCCUCUUCAUCUUCUGGUGCUCCUGUUAAUCUUACGGAAAAGUUGCUUGCUCUCACGGCUAGUAUUAUUUUUAGGAUUGGUUACGGGACAAGUUUCCGAGGGAGUAAAUUUGAGCAUAAAAAUAUUGAUGAGUUCAUUCAGGAUACUGAGGUCAUGCUCGGAGGGGUGUCCGGGGCUGACUGCUUUCCGUCUUGGAUGGGGUGGGUUAUCGAUAUGGUUUCCGGUGCGCACAAGGAGUUCGAUAGGAUUUCCAAGGAGUUGGAUGGUUUUUUCCAGCAGGUGAUUGAUGAUCAUCUGAAACCUGGGAGGAGAGUUGACGACGAACGAGCUCAUGAAGAUAUAGUUGACGUUCUGCUUAAGAUAGUGAAGGAGCAAAGUGAGUUUGGAGCCUCUCAUCUUGGUCACAACAACAUCAAGGCAGUCCUCUUGAAUCUAUUUUUAGGUGGAAUAGACACAGGUACAAUAACAAUGGGGUGGGCGAUGGCAGAGCUAGCUAAGAACCCUAAAUUGAUGAAGAAAGCACAAGAAGAAGUUAGAAAAUGCAUCGGAAACAAAGGAAAAAUCACAGAAACUGAUACAGAUCAGCUUCAAUACCUCAAGAUGGUAAUCAAAGAAACCCUAAGACUGCAUCCUCCAGCUCCAAUGCUCCUUCCAAGAGAAACUAUCUCCCAUUGCAAAAUCCAAGGUUAUAAUAUUGAACCAAAAACAACAAUUUAUAUCAAUGAUUGGGCAAUCGCACGCGACCCUGAGGUUUGGAGGGACCCCGAAAAAUUUAUUCCAGAACGGUUUGAGGGAAGCUCCGUCGAUUACAAAGGACAACAUUUUGAGUUUUUACCGUUUGGAACUGGUCGAAGAGUUUGCCCUGGAAUAUAUAUGGGAACGACAACAGUGGAGCUUGGACUAGCAAAUCUUCUCUACUGGUUCGAUUGGAAAUUGCCUGAUGGAAUGAAGGAGGAAGAUCUUGACAUGGAAGAAGCCAGCGGCUCCCAUUCCCUCACCGUUGCUAAGAGAACUCCUCUCAACCUUGUCCCCGUGAAAUUUUCUUAAAAUUAAGAAAAAAAUUAACGGAGGAUUGGGGAAGACACCUGUUUCUUGUUCUUAUGGUGUAGUUAAUUAAUAAUGUGGCACUUGUAUUGUAUGUUGUAUAUCCUUGUGUGAAUGUGUACUAUUACUCUGUUCUCGUCUUAAAUUGAAUAAAACACUACAAAUCACAAGUUGACAUAUAUUCUAAA